Messenger RNA from Sitodiplosis mosellana (orange wheat blossom midge), 1543 nucleotides. RefSeq names its product serine/arginine repetitive matrix protein 5-like. Bases 271 to 1326 code for a protein of 351 amino acids. The record is from RefSeq and is a predicted model, not a curated record. The transcript is spliced from 2 exons. Lineage: Eukaryota; Metazoa; Arthropoda; Insecta; Diptera; Cecidomyiidae. Gene Ontology annotation, molecular function: 5'-3' exonuclease activity; 3'-5' exonuclease activity.
UAGAACAUUUUGGUCGUGGAUGUCUAUUUUGUUUGACAAACCAUACCAUAACUUCGACGCCAUUGUUAUUGAACUGAAUGAGCCUUGUUUUGACUACGGAUAACCAAAACAUUUGGACACAAAUAAAAAAAUUCAUGUGAAUUUUUGUGUCCAAUUGCUCACUUGGCGUGAGUUUUGUGAAAUCGUGAAACAUUCGUCAAUCAGGCGAUUUUAAUGACCACGAGCGUGCACAUACACACCAAAUUCGAUUAAAGUUCCAAACAGUGCAAAAUGUCACAUCGUUCUCGACGGUCGGACGACCGAGAUCGGUCACAUUCAUCGUCCCAGCGAUACGAGCACCAUCAUCGUCGUGAUGAUUCAAGGGACCGUGACUAUUAUCAUUCGAGAAAAAGUUCAAGACGCGAUAAGAGCCGAUCAAGAUAUCGCAAUAGUAGAAGCCGUUCACCGUCACACAAUGGUUCGAAAAGUUACUCACGACACCAUCGCCACAGUAGAAGCAGAUCGCCGGGUUACAGUUCCCGACAUCAUCGCAGUCGAAGCAGGUCACAAGGACACUACAGUUCACGACACAAUGACGACUACCAUCGAUCUCAUCGAUCCAAGGAGUUAACUGAAUCAAAAGUACGACGCGACUCACGCGAACAAUCACAAACAAAGCACAGUACUGUACCGCAUGAAAUGUUUGCUGUGAAUCAUUCGACUAAAUCACAAAAUCCUACAAUGCAUCAAACCACCAAUGAACGGGGACCAAUGUGCAUUUCAAACCAAAUCAACGACAAUUCACAAGGUAAUGAUUAUUAUGCCAGCGAUGAGCCAAAGGCAGUGCCGAUUGAUCCAAAUGAUUCGGACACAGUAUUAGAAGAGGAACGGAAACGUAUUCAACGUGAAACUCUUGAGCGUUUACAAAAGCAUUUAGAAUCCGAGGGAAAGAAGUAUCCCGCACCAAGACCACAAGCAUCGCAUCCGAUUUUCGCCAACGAUGGCUCAUUUUUGGAAAUGUUCAAAAGCAUGCAAGGCAAUAUGCAACAACAGCAACAAAUACAACAAACCCAAACACCGCAACCGGCAACGGCUGAUGUACAGCCGAAACCAUCAGUUCCAACCACAUCAACAGCAAUGAAUCCGACCAAUCGCAUUCAACCGAUUAAUCGACGACGUGGCGCAAAAAUACUGAAAACCGGCAUCGUACAAAAGCAACGUGUCAUUGAGGAGCCAGGCGAAGAAGCGGCACCCAGCGAUUCAUGGAAUGCAUAUUUGAAGGAAGUCAAACGAUAUAAAACCGUUACCUGCAGCGAUGACAAUAUUACACGUUCAUUAGUGAAAUGAAUCUCGGGCGUGACUAUUUUUUUUCUUUACCUGUUUACAUGGAUAAUGGAAUUUUCUUUAUUCCAAUUUUUUUUUUCUUCGGUCAAACGAAUUGCAUUUGAUUUUUGGAGAAUUUUCUUUAUUUUUUUUUUUAUCACAAACUGUCACUUAAACUGAAACUGAAUGUGAGUUGAAUUGAAUGAAAUAAAAGGAAAACAUGUACAAAAUUCCAAUAAAA